UAGAAGCAGUUUUUGUGGCUUUGUGUUUGGCGGAUGAACACAUCGCUAAUAAAUCGAAUAAGGAUGGUCUUUUCGUCGUUGACUUGUAUCCAAAAACACAAGCAAAAUGUCUGCAGAUUUGCAGUGGGCAAUCAUCAGGAACAACUCUUGUUUCCUUGUCAAGAGCAGAAAUGUGUUUAAGGGAUUUACAAAGGAACCCAACAACCUGAAAGGUAUCAACUCAUUCCGUUAUAAUGGAUUGGUUCACCAGAAAACAAUCGGUUUGGAGCCAGCAGCUGAUGGCAAGGGUGUUGUUCUGGUUACCAAGAAAAGAUCUGGUCGUUCUAAGCCCGCGCAGGCGUUCAACCGUGUCACGUUGAAGCGUGGUGGUAGACAGACCAUCACCGGCAUCAGAAAGUUCAUCGUUAAGAACAAGUACCGCAAGGACCUAAAAAAGGUGGCCGUAAGGCGAGCCAGUGCUAUCUUGAGAAGCCAGCGGCCUGUCGUUGCAAGGAAGGCACCGCGCAAGCCACCCACCAAGCAGUAGCCAUUGUAAUUAAUACACCUCAAUAAUAAUUAAAAAAAACUGCUGAAAGCU
Priapulus caudatus is the source of this 577-nucleotide messenger RNA. Its product is annotated as 60S ribosomal protein L28-like. The transcript has 5 exons. Gene Ontology annotation, molecular function: structural constituent of ribosome. The record is from RefSeq and is a predicted model, not a curated record. Gene Ontology annotation, biological process: translation. Lineage: Eukaryota; Metazoa; Priapulida; Priapulimorpha; Priapulimorphida; Priapulidae. Bases 107 to 526 code for a protein of 139 amino acids. Gene Ontology annotation, cellular component: cytosolic large ribosomal subunit; ribosome.